AUGGUUGCAAUCAAUGGGGCCGACUCCCCUUCGCCUUCCCCCGACGCCACCGUGCUGCAAGUGUCAGUGGUUCAGGGACGGCACUUGCAGCUUGCAGGCGGCGUCCAGGACAAAGGCGGAGCCACGGUGUCGCUCUCUCAGGGAAAGAACCAGGUGAAGACAGUGGCGAAGACGGGAGCGGCGCCCAAGUGGCUUCAGGACUUUAAGAUUCCUCUGGACUACUCGCCCGGUGCCUCCCUGCCGCAGCCAGGCGACGUCAUUCUGCAGAUAGGAAUUGGCUCACCUGACACAGGCGACGAGGUGCUGGCCACGUGUGAUUCGAGGCGCUUCAGAAACUAA
Closterium sp. Naga37s-1 is the source of this 339-nucleotide messenger RNA. Lineage: Eukaryota; Viridiplantae; Streptophyta; Zygnematophyceae; Desmidiales; Closteriaceae. The record is from the annotation of a GenBank genome assembly.